Messenger RNA from Pecten maximus, 3410 nucleotides. RefSeq lists its product as uncharacterized. Gene Ontology annotation, molecular function: neurotransmitter receptor activity; extracellular ligand-gated monoatomic ion channel activity; transmembrane signaling receptor activity. The record is from RefSeq and is a predicted model, not a curated record. The transcript has 13 exons. Gene Ontology annotation, biological process: monoatomic ion transmembrane transport; signal transduction; regulation of membrane potential. NCBI's taxonomy places the organism in Eukaryota, Metazoa, Mollusca, Bivalvia, Pectinida, Pectinidae. The coding region runs from base 1 to 2703 and encodes 900 amino acids. Gene Ontology annotation, cellular component: neuron projection; membrane; synapse.
AUGUUUAUGGAGGCUGAUGCUAUUCGUAGAAACACAGCAAGUGUAGAUGCAGACACCAACGCCACCUUGCUGUUUGAUCACUUGUUUACUAACUACAAAAGUGGUGUCCGCCCGUACUGUGACAGCAACAAUGCCACUGUCGUUCGACUUGAUCUUGCUCUCCGACAAAUAGUUGACUUGUUUUGGACAGACUGUCAGCUGACUUGGGAUGCCAGUGCGUUUGGUGGACUAGGUAACAUAGUGGUGCCGUUCAAACAUCUGUGGAUACCAGAUCUUACCUUGUAUGACAGCGCUUCGGAUGACUUUCCGGGUUAUGAUGACUACCGGGCGAAUAUCUAUUCGGAUGGGGCCGUAUAUUACAAUUUCCCAACUGUUGUCCAGAGUCGAUGUCUUGUGGACGUAGAGAGGUUCCCCUACGAUACCCAGAAGUGUGGGAUGACUUUUGGGUCGUGGUCUCACCAUGGUUUCGAAAUGGACCUUGUCUACAAGAACCCCUAUGGAGAUCUGUCGUCGUCGGUUAAGAACGUUGAAUGGAACAUAUCUAGCUUUACUGCUGAGCGCAACGUUGUGUAUUACGGUUGCUGUCCGGAGCCAUAUCCAGACGUCACCUAUUAUCUAACUAUCAAACGAAAGCCGGCGUUUUACGUCGUAAACAUAAUCAUCCCGACUUUUCUCAUUACUGGAAUGGGGAUCCUCGGUUUCUUCUUACCUGUAGAAUCCGGUGAGAAGGUGUCUCUACAGAUCACUGUCAUGUUGGCCUUGGCAGUGUUCCAGCUUCUUGUGGCAGACUCUCUCCCGCCGUCAGCGGAAGCAACCCCUCUUAUCGCGAUCUACUUCAACUUUUGUCUGUUUCUUGUCGGAUUUGCCUGUGUUAUGUCAGUGGUCGCAUUGACUGUUUACUACCAGCCAAUGGAAUACAUGAAGCGCUGGAUGUUUAAGAUAUUCCUACAGACUUUGUCUAAGUUCACAUGGGUUUAUGUACCAGAGCUAGAGGACGACUCAACGGAAAAUAACAACGAUUCGACAUCCCGGCCUCAGACAUCUUCGUCACUUCACCAGGGAAAUGGGAACAAGAUCACAACAAUACAUGUAACAGGAAGCGCGAAAAUCGGUACAGAAAAUGACAAGCCUAAAGCCACACCGACAAUAAAGGUUACCGCUGAACACUGGAACUCUAUGUCGAAGGUUGUCGAUAGACUCGCUUGUUUAACAUUUAUUCUUAUGGGUUUGGCUGGAACUGGAAUUGUCUUUAGUCAAUUUAGUGACGACGAAUAUGUUAAUUCUAAAUUGAAAACAACAUUUUUUUUUGAAACAAUCCACACGAGGAAAGUUGAAAUUAAACCAACGGCGAACGGAAUGGGAGGUACAACGACACGUACAGUGAUGGUACUGUGUUUGAUUGUCAUACAAAGCAGAGGCGUAGAUGCUGACACCAACGCCACGUUGUUGUUCGAUCAGCUAUUUACAAACUACAAAAGUGCUGUCCGCCCUUUCUGUGGCAAUAACAGUGUCACUACUGUACGGAUUGAUCUUGCUCUGCGACAAAUAGUUGAUUUAGAUGAGCCGUCCCAGAUUUUAACCCUGAAUCUUUGGGUAAGAAUGUUUUGGACAGAUUGUCAGCUGACUUGGGACGCCAGUGCGUUUGGUGGUCUAGGUAACAUCGUUGUGCCGUUCAAAUACCUGUGGGUCCCCGAUCUUACCUUGUAUGACAGCACCGCAGAUGACUUUCCGGGUUAUGACGACUACAGGGUGAAUAUCUAUUCGGAUGGGUCCGUAUAUUACAAUUUCCCAACUAUUGUCCAAAGCCGAUGUCUUGUGGACGUAGAGAGGUUCCCCUACGAUACCCAAACUUGUGGGAUGACUUUUGGGUCGUGGUCUCACCAUGGUUUCGAAAUGGACCUUGUCUACAAGAACCCGUAUGGAGAUCUGUCGUCGGCGGUUAUGAACGUUGAAUGGAACAUCUCUAGUUUUACAGCUGCACGCCAUGUAUUGUAUUACGGUUGCUGUCCGGAGCCAUAUCCAGACGUCACCUAUUAUCUAACUAUCAAACGAAAGCCGGCGUUUUACGUCGUAAAUAUCAUCAUCCCGACAUUUCUCAUUACUGGAAUGGGGAUCCUCGGUUUCUUCUUACCUGUAGAAUCCGGUGAGAAGGUGUCUCUACAGAUCACUGUGAUGUUGGCCUUGGCAGUGUUCCAGCUCCUUGUGGCAGACUCUCUCCCGCCUUCAGCGGACGCCAUCCCUCUUAUCGCGAUCUACUUCAACUUUUGUCUGUUUCUUGUCGGGUUUGCUUGUGUUAUGGCAGUGGUGGCAUUGUCUAUUCACUACCAGCAAACUACAGUCAUGCGGCGCUGGAUGGUAUCGAUAUUUCUUCGUAGUUUAUCCAAAGUCACAUGGGUGUAUGUACCAAAGAUAGAGGACGAUUCUAACCAAAGUGAUAACAAUUCCACGACUCAGCCUGAGCUCGAUUCUUCUUCGUCGAUUCACCAAGCAAAUGGAAAGAGAACAACAAAAAUAACAGUGAUGCCAGCAAAUACGAAAAUCGGUACAGAAACAGAUAAGCCUAAAGCCAAACCGACAAUGAAAGUCACGGCAGAUCACUGGAAAUCACUUGCUAAGGUUGUCGACAGAGUCGCCUGUUUAAUCUUCAUUCUCAUGGGUUUUAUUGGAACAGGAAUUGUGUUUAGUAAGUUUACUUACGACUAGUACUACACUGCAGUAAUAGAUAUAUGAAUCAGUACUGUACAUAGCGCUGCUGUGAUUGGCUGUAAGUCCUGAUUGUUUCAAUUAUGACGUCACCGAGCAACGCCUUUUAGAUUCCAUAGCAAGCUGAUGAAAUGCUGUUUUCUAAUAAUGUACAUGAUACACACAUUUAUAUAAUUAGUAUUUGCUACCAAGAAGAAAUUAUGCAUGAGCAAAUCUUUGAAAAAUGCUUGAUAUUAUAUUUCUAAAUAUAUCCCUCUGACGGCAUUCUAUUUAUAGAAACGUUAUCCUUGUUGCCAAAUAUAUUAACCAAUAAAUGAUAUUUUUACUAAUCAUUAUGAUACUAAUUUUGUUCUGAACACAAUACUGUCUGAUUUAAUCUAAUAUCCUUGAUAUUUAAGUUAAUGAUAAUAAGCUCUUUGUGUCAAUGAGAAUAAGUAAGUAUGCAUUAUAUUGAGACGAGUACAUAAUUUAUCUUCAGCUUGAAGAAAUUGCAUUUGUUAUGUUGAUCCUUUGUUGUUGUAUCAUGUAUUUAUGUCAAUGAUAUAUGAUUAUUUGUCCUGACGAGUCGAACAGAUGACAGUGUUACAUGUGAACAUCACAGUAUCUAUUGAUUGGAAUGUUUCAUUCUGGUAGGCAUCCGUAUUUUUGUCGACACAAAUUCUGCAGCAACAUUCUAAGAAAUAAACUAAUGAUUACGCAAAAGUCAA